AUGGCCGCCCAGCAGGGACCAAAGAGAGGGAACACUGGCAACCAUACAUAUGCUCACCCCUUGGAAGCUCUAGACCAUCUCUGCUCGAGCUUUCACAUGAUCUUAUGUGACAGGGGAGUGUCCUACCCUCUAGCAGCUCAAAUUGUGGCCUCGUGGAUCCGCCCGGUGACCCGCCGCCGCCAUUAUGGACUCCCACUGCGGGCCUUCGGGGCAGCCAUCCGACCAAGCAAGCAACGGCAAACGCAAGGGCGGGAAACCUCGGGCGCCAGCACCCGCGCUCCAGCAAACCAGAGCGGGACCCACCAACAUGCACAACCUGCUCCGCACACAAUGGCCCCGACAACCUCCGACCAGCAGAGCGCAACCCAACACAGGAGAACUCAGGAUGCCUGCCGUGAGGAUGACCAACAUACAGCAAUGCGGGCUACCAGAAAGCGUAACAGGCAGAGAACCCCGACAAGGAUCACCGCAGACGGAGCUUUGAUGGGACACCAGUCCUACCCUCACCAUCGGUGCACCUGGCAAGCCUCCAUAUACCCUCACUACCGGGGUUUCCGUUUCCCAGAUGUGGGAGUCGGCUGACUGUGAUCGGGACACUGACCAAUACAGCUCCCGGCUAACCUGCAAAUUACAAGACUGGGAGAUGACCGCUCAAGACAGGGGCCGAGGCGCAGACACUCUGGUGGUCUUGAAACUUUUUAUGUUGCCUAGGUACCCUUUUACAAGCAGAGAAUGCCAUAGCUACCAGUUUAUUUAAAAAUUGUGGAUUACAUAUUAUAUGUCCCAUGGUUGAUGCCUAAGUUUCCCCCCCUUUCUUUUGGUCUCGCAUAAGCUGUCUUACUAAUUGUUAAUCUAUAUGAUUGCAUUCACCAUUAUUUUCACAUAAAUUAUUAGUUAUGUGAUGCCUCAUAGCGGCCUACAUAGGUUUCUAAUGCUGCCAGGGAGGCGCAGGCCUGAUGGGAUAACAACUGACCCCCUUUUUAUUUUAUAACUUAGCCCGGAACACUCCUGACCAGCAUAAUAGCUACCUGACGAUACAAUAACAGCCACGGCACACACCACGCAGAUUAAGCUUCCCUAUUACCAUCAACAUAUGAAUGCAAGUUAGUGGGCCCUACCCUAAUGCCUAGUUAGCUAUUAUGCAGCAUAAUACUCUUUUGGCUAGAUAGCACAACGAAUCUACUCACUGUUACGAGCAAAACUCUGCCAUGAGACCCUUUAUUGUUUUUUACUCGAAUCACUCUUAUAGAAGAUUGCUUAGAACUAGCAUGUUGACGCAGAGUGCAUCCCAGCAUAGCAUUUAGCUUAACUUUAUUCAUACACUUAGUAGAUAUGCACUCAGAUGACUGAACACAAUAGCGAUACACAGUAUAAUGUUAACUAAGCUUGUUUCCUACCAUGUUAUUACUCAACUACCUUUAAACAUAAAAUUUGUGCCAGAUAUUGCAUGUACCCCUCUGUUAAACUGUCUACAAAGCGUUGGAGGAAUGCCAUUGGGGUACCUCACAACCGACUGUUAAAAGCCUAUGCACAACAAAAAAAAAGAAAAAAAAAAAAAAAAAGAAUUCAGAAAACAGCCAAACAUCCAGCCUUCUACGGACAGGUAAGUGGGCAGCAGCUGCAGGUAUCCUAUUGGAUGGGGUUAUUAGAAGAUGGGGGUCAGAGUUCGAUAGAGAUUAGAUUAAAGGAUGGUUUAUUAAUGGGCAUCAAUUCUAUAAAAUGACACAGCUUUCCUGUAGAUUGAAUAGUGUCAUCUUGAAAUGAAUGGGAGUAACAUAAGGGUUAAAAUAUUUUGAAUGUGAAUUUGAGUUUCAUCUCUUAGUUAUUCUCCUUAACAGAUGAGAUAAAAAAUGAAUAAAACAAUAAACGUGUGUAGCUUAUUCCAUUUGUAGUGAUUGCAUUAAAAUAAGCAGGCAAGAUAUAUAGGGGUGUAAAAAACAAGUCAAAUAUCUAGGAAUUAAUAAAGGUUUUUUGAGUCCCUGAUCAGACAGCACCAUCCUGGGAUGAAAUGCAGGAUGACAUGCGUCUUGAAAACUUUCACGGGUUUUAUAUAUUAAAUUGAAUUAUUUAACCAUUACAAUACAACCCAAAUAGCAAUGCAUAAUAUAUAAUGGCUUCUUGUAUCAUCUCCUAAACACACUCGAUUACUCCAGAAAUAUAACAUCAAAUGUGCAACAUAUGAAACUUGACUAAUCACUUUUUCUUUUCUCAAUAGGCUAGCUCUUAAAGCCGAGCCCCAGACAUUCCCCCAGAUAUCACCUAAUCUGGAUAUUUCUCCAGAAACUGAGAAGGGGAACAGACGGGAGCUGCGGGAACAGAAUGGCGGGUUUGUGGAAGAAGUUCUAAAAUGUUGCCAAGAAGGCACAUUUAGACGUCGCCUUCCCCCUUCUGUUACAUCUAAAUUUGCUGUGCUUGAUAAAAGGUAAAUACUCUGUGAUCACAUUAAUCAAAGGGGGGUCUUGUACUUUAUUUCUAUUGCUUUUGUUUUAACAAAUUGAGAUAUUAACCUCUGCGAUGGGUGCUGUAAAGAUCAGCCUGAACUUUUUGUUUUUUUUCUUUAAAAGCUUUAGACAUUAUGAAACCUAUGUCAGAUAUAAAAAAGAGGAGAAGAUUCCCGAUGUACCAUACUAUAUUCGGGUGACUCCAAAGAAAUCCAACGUAGAAAUACGAUAUGCUCGACCACCUAGGUAAGUGUACCAUGAGACACAGAAUAACCAACCGCAAUCCUAUAAGGUUAUCCAAAUAAAACUGCAUUGUCCUCAGUAAACCAAAACACUGGUUCUUUCACUGGCUGUCUGUGUACGCAGGAAACCAAGGCGAGAAGAACCACAGAUAGAGAAAUAUGUCAAUGGUCUUUCUGAGCCAACAUCACAAAUCACAAAAUAGACUAUUUACUGAUAUUACUGUAUCCAGAAUGUAAUGUAUGACACAUAGAGGAUGUGAUAGUGUCACUAUAAGUUGUGCAAUAAUGACUGAUGGAUAACAAGAGAUGGGGUAACUGACGGACCGGAAGAAUGGAAAGGGAGGAAAGGACAUCAUUGCUACAACUGUAUUUGAAUUUUUCCUCUUUUCAUUGCAGGGACCCAUUCCUUUUCUCUAAGGUAAAGCCUACAUUACUUCUAACUCAAUACAAAACAACUAAAAAGGCUCGAAAUGUCCCAGAAAAGGAAGUCAGCAAAAAAAGACUGGAAAAUGCAGAAACAUUCUGUGCAGAGUGUUAUAAACAGAAUAAUAUUCUACUGUCAGAACCUGUCACAAGUGUAGAUGAUAUUGUUUGUCAGCCUUCUACAGGCAGGUAAGUGGCCAGUGACUGCAGGCAUCAUAUUAGAUGGGGUUAUUGGAAGAUGGGGGUCAGAGUUGGAUAGAGAUUAGAAUAAAGGAUGGUUGGUUAAUAGGCAUAAUUUCUAUAAAAUAAUAUAGUUUUCCUGUAGAUUUAAUAGUGUAAUUGAAAUGAAUGGUUGUAAUAUACGGGUUAAAAUCCUUAAGAUGUAAAUUUGAGUUUAACCCCUUAAGGACCGAGGACGGUUCAGGACCGUCAUCGGCAUUUUUGCGUUGCCGACCGAUGACGGUCCUGAACCGUCCUAACGGUCAGAGCUACUUACCUGAUCGCCGUCGUUCCCCCGGCGGCGAUCAGCGUGGCUCCGGUUGUGGGGAGACUGCCUGCAGCCCAGACAGACAGUCUCCCCACACUGAAUUAGGACCCCUGUGGCCAUGUGAUCGCUUAACACAGCGAUCACAUGGUCACAAUAGGUGUCCUAGUGUCUGCCUGCAGGGGGACUGUCUGUGCUGACAGGCAGUCUCCCUGCUAGUGUAAAAUCAAAAAAUAAAAAUAAAGUUAAUGUUAAUAAAAAAUAAAUAAAUAAUUAUAUAUGUGUAUAUAUGAUAUAUAGACAUAUAUUAUAUCUAUAUAAUAUGUCUAUAUAUCAUAUAUAUAUAAUGUCAUACUAAGUGUAUUUUUAUAUUAAUAUGUACUUAUAUUAAUAUAAAAUACACUUAUAAUUAAAUUACACACGUAUAUAUAUAAUAUAUAUAAUAACUAUAUAUAUUGUAUAUAUAUAUUAUUAUAAAAUAUAAAUAAUAAGUAAUUUAAAUUAAAUAAAAUUUUUUUUAAAUAAUAAUAAAAAAUUAAAAAAAAAUUAUAUAGCUAUAUGAAAUUUUAUUCUAACUGUAUUUAAAAAUUAAUAUAUAUAUAUUUAUAUCAAAAUACACUUAGAAUGAAUUUGUAUAUAUAUCUAUGUAUAUAAAAAUAAAUAAAAAUAAUAAGAAAUAUACAUACGUCCAUAUACAAAAUUACAUAAAUAAUAAUAUAAAUAUACACGUAGACUUCAAAUAUAUAAAUAUGCAUAUAUAUUUAAAUUCUACGUGCGUAUUUAUGUAAUAUUUUUACAUAAUUAAGUAAUUUUAUUGAUUGCAAUUUGAGGGACCUGCCUGCCAACCCAGGCCGAAAGUCCAGAGAAUUUAAUUUGUUAGCACUGUAUUUUACCCUGUAACGUUCUAGGACACCCUAAAACCUGUACAUGGGGGGUACUGUUUUACUCAGGAGACUUCGCUGAACACAAAUAUUAGUGAUUCAAAACAGUAAAACAUAUCACAGCGAUGAUAUUGUCAGUGAAAGUGACUUUUUUUGCAUUUUCACACACAAACAGCACUUUUUACUGAUGAUAUAAUUGUUAUGAUACGUUUUCCAGUUUUUAAACACUAAUAUUUGUGUUCAGCGAUGUCUCCUGAGUAAAACAGUACCCCCCAUGUACAGGUUUUAUAGCAUUUUUGAAAGUUACAAGGUCAAAUAUAUGGGCCAAAUAUUUUUACAUUGAAAAUGGCCAGGUUGGUUACGUUGCCUUUGAGAGCGUAUGGUAGCCCAGGAAUGAGAAUUACCCCCAUGAUGGCAUACCAUUUGCAAAAGAAGACAACCCAAGGUAUUGCAAAUGGGGUAUGUCCAGUCUUUUUUAGUAACCACUUGGUCACAAACACUGGCCAAAAUUAGCGCUCAAUUUAGUUUUUUUACUUUUUUCACACACAAACAAAUAUGAAUGCUUACUUUGGCCAGUGUUUUCGACUAAGUGGCUACUAAAAAAGACUGGACAUACCCUAUAUUGAAUACCCUGGGUUGUCUACUUUAAAAAAAAUAUGUACAUGUGGGGUGUUAUUCAGAGAUUUAUGACAGAUAAUAGUGUUACAAUGUCACUAUUGAUAAAUUUUAAAAAUGUAUGUUUUGAAACCGCAAUAUCCUACUUGUACCUAUAGUCCUAUAACAUGCAAAAAAAAGCAAAAAAGCACGUAAACACUAGGUAUUUUUAAACUCAGGACAAAAUUUUGAAUCUAUUUAGCAGUUUUUUUCAUUUGCUUUUGUAGAUGAAUAAAAGAGUUUUCAAGUAAAAGUCAAAAAACAUGUAUUUUUUUCAAUUUUUCAUCAGAUUUUUGUAUUUUUUUUAAAUUAAAAUACAUGAGAUUAUAUAAAUAAUGGUAUGUAAAGAAAGCCCCUUUUGUCCUGAAAAAACAAUAUAUAAUUUGUAUGGGAACAGUAAAUGAGAAAGCGGAAAAUUACAGCCAAACACAAACACCACAAAAGUGUAAAAAUAUGCCUGGUCGCAAAUGUACAACAUCGCAAAAACAGUCCAGUCCUUAAGGGGUUAAUCUAUUAGUUAUUUUUCUUAACAGAUGAGAUGAACAAAACAAUGAAUGUGUGUAGCCCAGCCCAUAUGUAGUAAUGGAAUUUAAAAUAAAAUACGCAGGCAUGAUAUACAGCGGUAAAAAGAAGAUAAAAUAUAUAGGAAUUAGUAACGGUGUUUGAGACCCUGAUUGGGCAGCUCCAUCCUGGGAUUAAGCACAGGAUUAAUUUAGUCCAGACAUGUCACAAGUAUUGCACAUCAAAUUGAAUUAUUUAACCAUUAAACUACGACCCAAAUAGCAAUAUAUAAUGCUAAUUAUUUUAUCAUCUCCUAAACACACUCGGUUAUUCCAGAAAUAUAACAUCAAACGUGUGAAAUUUGAAACUUCACUAAUCACUUUUUCUUUCCUACUUGGGGAACCUCUUAAAGCAGAGCCCCAGCUCCAGGUUUCUUUCUAUUGUUGAUGUUUUGUUUUAACAAAUGGAGAUUUUAACCUCUAAGCUGGGUGCUGCAAGAAUUAGUCUGAACUUUUUGUUUUUUGUGUUUUUCUUUAAAAGCUUUAGACAUAAUAAUAACUAUGUCAGAUCUGGAAAAGAGGAGAAGAUUCCCGAUGUACCAUACUAUACUCGGGUGACUCCAAAAAAACCAAUGACUUAUGUUCGACCACCUAGGUAAGUGUACCAUGAGACACAGAAUAACUGACAAUAAUCCUAUAAGGUUAUCCAAAUGAAACUGCAGGGUCCUCAGUUAGCCAAUACCCAGGUUCUAUCACUGACUGUCUGUGUACACAGGAAACCAAUGAGAGAAGAUCCACAGACAGAGAAAGAUGUCAAUGGUCUUUCUGAGCCAACAUCACAAAUCACAAAUUGCAUUAGUUAACCAUUAGAAUACAACCCAAAUAGCAAUUCAUAAUAUAUAAUGGCUUCUUGUAUCAUCUCCUAAACAUACUCGGUUAUUCCAGAAAUAUAACAUCAAAUGUGCGAAAUAUGAAACUUCACUAAUCACUUUUUCUUUUCUCAAUAGGCUAGCUCUUAAAGCAGAGCCCCAGACAUUCCCCCAGAUAUCACCUAAUCUGGAUAUUUCUCCAGAAACUGAGAAGGGGAAGAGACAGGAGCCGCGGGAACAGAAUGGCGGGUUUGUGGAAGAAGUUCUAAAACGUUGCCAAGAAGGCACAAAGAGUCUUUGCCCUCCCCCUUCUGUUCCAUCUAAGUUUGCUGUGCUUGAUAAAAGGUAAAUACUAUGAGAUUACAUUAAUCAAAGGGGGGGGGGGAUAUUGUAGGUUUUUUUCUAUUGUUGAUUUUUUGUAUUAACAAAUUGAGAUUUUAAACUCUAAUAAUAUGCUCUAAUAAUCAACUUUUUGUUUUUUGUGUGUUUCUUCAAAAACUUUAGACAUAAUAAUAACUAUGUCAGAUAUGGAAAAGAGGAGAAGAUUCCCGAUGUACCAUACUAUAUUCGGGUGACUCCAACAAUAACCAACAAACCAAUGACUUAUGUUCGACCACCUAGGUAAGUGUAUCAUGAGACACAGAAUAACUGACCAUAAUCCCAUAAGGUUAUCCAAAUGAAACUGCAGGUUCCUCAGUAAGCCAAUACCCUGGUUCUCUCACUGGCUGUCUGUGUACACAGGAAACCAAUGAGACAACCACAGACAGAGAAAGAUGUCAAUGGUCUUUCUGAGCCAACAGCACGAAUCACAAAUUGCAUUAGUUAACCAUUACAAUACAACCCAAAUAGCAAUGCAUAAUAUAUAAUAACGUCUAUUAUCAUCUCCUAAACACACUCGAUUACUCCAGAAAUAUAACAUCAAAUGUGCAACAUAUGAAACUUCACUAAUCACUUUUUCUUUUCUCAAUAGGCUAGCUCUUAAAGCAGAGCCCCAGACAUUCCCCCAGAUAUCACCUAAUCUGGAUAUUUCUCUAGAAACUGAGAAGGGGAAGAGACGGGAGCCACGGGAACAGAAUGGCGGGUUUGUGGAAGAAGUUCUAAAACGUUGCCAAGAAGGCACAAAGAGUCUUUGCCCUCCCCCUUCUGUUCCAUCUAAGUUUGCUGUGCUUGAUAAAAGGUAAAUACUAUAUGAUUACAUUAAUCAAAGGGGGGGGUGGAUAUUGUAGGUUUUUUUCUAUUGUUGAUGUUUUGUAUUAACAAAUUGAGAUUUUAAGCUCUAAUAACCUGCUCUAAUAAUCAACCUAAAUUUGUUUAUUUUUUUUUUGUGUGUUUCUUCAAAAACUUUAGACAUAAUAAUAACUAUGUCAGAUAUGGAAAAGAGGAGAAGAUUCCCGAUGUACCAUACUAUAUUCGGGUGACUCCAACAAUAACCAACAAACCAAUUACUUAUGUUCGACCACCUAGGUAAGUGUACCAUGAGACACAGAAUAACUGACAAUAAUCCUAUCAGGUUAUCCAAAUGAAACUGCAGGGUCCUCAGUUAGCCAAUACCCAGGUUCUAUCACUGGCUGUCUGUGUACACAGGAAACCAAUGAGAGAAGAACCACAGACAGAGAAAGAUGUCAAUGGUCUUUCUGGGCCAACAUCACGAAUCUCUGGGGAGUACUAGAGCAACGUGACUUACUAGGCAUUACCUAAUUUCAAUAAGAUAUGAAUUUUAAUAUAAACAUAAGCUUUAAUAAUACAAAAUUAACUAUAUACUGAAAUGACAGAAAGUAUAAUGUAAUGUGUGAACCAUAAAUGGUGUGAUAGUAUCACUGUAAGCUGUGCAAUACUGACUGAUAAAGAGUGAAAGAGUUGCUGACAGGAUGAAAGUGAGAGGAAUAUGAUACGUGACAAAAUGGGCUGAUGGAUGGAAAGGGAGGAAAGGAUAUCAUUUUUUACAAUUUUUUUUCUUACUUUUCCUAUUUUCAUUGCAGGGACCCAUUCCUUUUUUCUAAGGUAAAGCCUACAUUACUUCCAAAAAAACACAUAGCAACUAUAAAGGAUGCAAGUGUCCCAGAAAAGCAAGUAGACACAAAUGGACUGGAAAAUGAAAAGAAAUAUUCUGCAGAAUAUUGUGAUCAGAUUCCUAUUCUACAUCCUGAACCCAUCACAAGUCUAGAGGAUAUUCCUUGUCCUCUGCUGAAGUCUAUGUCUCUAGAGCCUACAGAGGUUAUCACACGUUUAGAAGACAACAAUUCUCUAGAAUGCACUGUUUGCACUAUCGAACCUCAUACAAACAGAUUGACAGAGGAGAUUCCAGUACACCUUGGGCACCCACAGUCCUCUUCGAGUUGUUCACCUGAGCUUACACAUCUAGAUUCUAAGAACCCAAUCACAGUUCAUUGUCAUUCCGUGCAGUUUAUGUCUCCAGAGCCUACAGAGGUUAUCACAUGUUUAGAAGACAACAAUUCACUAGAAUGCACUGUUUGCACUAUCGAACCUCAUACAAACAUAUUGACAGAGGAGAUUCCAGUACACCUUAGGCACCCACAGUCCUCUUCAACUUGUUCACCUGAGCUUACACAUCUAGAUUCUCACGACUCAAUCACAGUUCAGGAACCUGGUAGUCUACUAGAGAGCCCAGUUUGUCCUGCCAAACCACACACUGGUGAAAUGUUAGUGGAGCUGCCAGUAAACAAUGUGACUUAUCACUCUGAGACUAAUUUGGAUUCCCCCACUAUUCAGCCAGAGGGGUUGCUUCAAAUCAAUCAAGAGAGCAUCGCUGAGCAGAACCAAACUGAGAUUAAGAAUAAUCAACCUGAAGCACGUGUGAGCCUGAGCAGUGAUCCCGGAGAGCAGCCAUUGCCAAAGAAAGAAGACAAAGAAAAAGGACCACCUGGUGAGGCCGGUAUAGUACCAAUGCAAAUCACAGAAAGCCAAGACCUUGCGGUACCUGCACUCCAAGAGAAAACAAAUAUUAAAACAAAGGUAGAAAGAAUACGCUAUGAUAGGGAUUCUUUACUACAAUUCCAAUCAACCACACUGCAGCCAAAGGACUUCUUCGAAAUCUUAAAUAUCUACCAAGGUAUGCUUAUUAGACCUCACCUUCGGCCAGUGCAUCCAUCACAACUUACCAGGAAGAAUUGCACACCUAUAUCUGAAAAUGUUUCCCGUUGUGCUAAGGGUAAUCACAGACAACGACCUGGAAUGGGUCAAAUGAGAUCUCAUCACACUCCUGGUAAAGAACCUCGCAGGAUCCUUCAACUACAUGAGAACAUUACACUGCAAAAAUCUGACAAAGCUUGGAAACCUCCAAUGAAAAGGGCAAACAAAGAUACCAACAAUGUCAAGACACAAGAAUUGCUUUGCAAAGUCCGUGGUAUUCUGAAUAAGAUCACUCCACAGACGUUUCAAAACCUUAUCAAACAGCUGAAGGACCUCUCUGUAGAGACAGAGUAUGAGCUGAAAGGCGUUGUAGAACUCAUUUUUGAAAAAGCGAUAGCAGAGCCACAUUUCGCUGUUAUUUAUGCUAGUAUGUGCAACUGGCUAAUGAGGCUUCAGGUCCCAACCGAAGACAAUCGUGAAAUCUGCAUUACGUUCCGCAGGCAGCUAAUAAGCCUCUGCCAGAAGGAGUUUGAGAGAGGGGAAAAUGGAGGUGAAAGAAUUGAAAAAUUGCAAAAGGAACUGGAUGCAGCUACGUUACCUGAGGAAAAGUCUCGAUUAAAGGAGGAAUUAAGUGAAGCCUGCAAGAAAUCACGCAAGCGAUCCCAAGGGAACAUCACAUUUAUUGGGGAGCUAUGUAAAUUAAAAUUACUUUCUGAAGACACCAUGAAAGACAUUCUUAGUAAACUAUUGAACAGGAACAGCGAAGAGUCCAUGGAAUGCAUCUGCCUUCUGCUAACAUCAAUUGGGAAGUACCUGGAAAAUGGAGAGUCUUACAUGGAUGACUAUUUCAACAAGGUUGGUAUCUGUAUUAAAAACAAGUCAAUAUCUUCACGGAUUCGAUUUAUGGUGCAAGAUGUGCUGGAUUUAAGGAAAAAUCACUGGAUCCCUCGACAUAAACCCCAGGGUCCGAAAACCAUAGAUCAAAUUCACAAAGAGGCAGAACUGGAAUCCAGAGGAAAAGCGCAGUGA
Messenger RNA from Pelobates cultripes (western spadefoot toad), 10613 nucleotides. NCBI's taxonomy places the organism in Eukaryota, Metazoa, Chordata, Amphibia, Anura, Pelobatidae. The record is from the annotation of a GenBank genome assembly.